AUGCUACUGUUUUUCAUCUACGCCGCCUUAGGAGUGGAGCUAUUUGGAGAACUUGUCUGUAAUGAAGACUACCCGUGUGAGGGCAUGAGUCGUCACGCUACCUUUGAGAACUUUGGCAUGGCCUUCCUGACCCUGUUCCAAGUGUCGACGGGCGAUAACUGGAACGGCAUAAUGAAGGACACGUUGCGCGAGUGCCCUCCCGACCACGGCACAGAGCUGGAGUACGCGUGCAACCCCAGCCUGCAGUUCAUUUCGCCCAUGUACUUUGUCUCCUUCGUGCUCACCGCCCAGUUCGUGCUCAUCAACGUGGUGGUGGCCGUGCUGAUGAAGCACCUGGACGACUCCAACAAGGAGGCCCAGGAGGAGGCGGAGAUGGAUGCAGAGAUUGAGCUGGAGCUGGCCCAGGGCACCCUCUGUUGCAUGGGCGCACCGGGGUGUGGCGGCGGCGGCGGAGGAGGAGGAGGUGGAGGAGGAGGUGGAGGAGGAGGUGGGACGGUCGAGAAGGAGAGAGGAAGAGCGCAGAGACCGGGCGCCAGAGAAGACCGUGGGUCUAAGAGGCUGAGGCGCAGCACCCGCAGCUCCAGCCAGGGCUUGUACUCCCCGUCGCAGGUGAGAGGGCGAGGGGCAUGGGCACAGCACCACCUACAGGCCACACGCAGAACACACUGA
Knipowitschia caucasica is the source of this 669-nucleotide messenger RNA. Lineage: Eukaryota; Metazoa; Chordata; Actinopteri; Gobiiformes; Gobiidae. The record is from the annotation of a GenBank genome assembly.